Raphanus sativus (radish) is the source of this 1287-nucleotide messenger RNA. RefSeq names its product transcription factor VIP1. The coding region runs from base 111 to 1079 and encodes 322 amino acids. The record is from RefSeq and is a predicted model, not a curated record. The transcript has 4 exons. Lineage: Eukaryota; Viridiplantae; Streptophyta; Magnoliopsida; Brassicales; Brassicaceae. Gene Ontology annotation, molecular function: DNA-binding transcription factor activity. Gene Ontology annotation, biological process: regulation of DNA-templated transcription. Gene Ontology annotation, cellular component: nucleus.
CUCACUCGUGUCCGUCAUUUUGUCUUGAAGACUUUCUUCUACUUGGGUAGGUAUAAUAAACACAAGUGAAACAGGAGUAACCCCAACCCCAAACCUCGCCGCCUAAAUCGAUGGAGCCUUCCCAAAGACCAAACCAGUCAUCAUCGAUUCUAAGCGAAAUCGAACGCAUGCCAGAAGCUCCACGUCAGCGAAUCUCUCACCACCGUCGAGCUCGCUCCGACACUUUCUUCUCCGCCGGCGAAUCAAUCGACGAUCUCCUCAUCUUCGAUCCUUCCGAUGUCGAUUUCUCUUCCCUCGAUUUCCUCAACGCUCCACCAACACCUCAGCCGCAACCGAUGUCCGUCGAUUCUCCUCCGGAGGAAACCUCAUCCAACGGUGCUCCUCCGCCGCCCAUUCCUCUCCCUCCCGGCCGUCACGUCCGGAGCUUCUCAGUCGAUUCCGAAUCCAAUUUCUUCGACGAUCUCGUCGCUGAGGAUACUCAAUUGGCCCGCUCCGGAGGGAGAAAAGGUGGUCACCAUCAUCGGAGUAAUUCUAUGGACGGAGCUACGAGCUCCGGCUCCUUUAACAUGGACUCGAUUCUAGCCGCCGGUGCUAAGAAGAACAUGGGUAUGGCUAGUGACAGACUCGCCGAGCUUGCGUUGCUUGAUCCCAAACGAGCUAAACGGAUUCUAGCGAAUAGACAAUCGGCGGCUAGGUCAAAAGAGAGGAAGAUUAAGUAUACUGGUGAGCUGGAGAGGAAAGUUCAGACACUUCAGAACGAAGCUACUACACUCUCUGCUCAAGUCACUAUGUUGCAGAGAGGAACAUCAGACCUGACCACUGAAAACAAACACCUCAAAAUGCGGUUGCAAGCAUUAGAACAACAAGCUGAACUUAGGGAUGCUUUGAAUGAAGCGCUGCGGGGAGAACUGAACCGACUCAAGAUAGCCGCUGGAGAAAUUCCUCAAGGGAACGGAAAUUCAUUCAACAACAACCGCGCGCAAUUUUCAUCUCAGCUGGUGGGGAACAACAACAAGAACCAGCAGAUGAGCACAAAUGGGCAGCCAUCGAGCUUUAUGGAUUUCACCAAGAGAGGCUAAGUUCCCAUAUCUUAAAGCUUUGUUACUCAUUUGGGGGAUGCUAUAUUGGAUGUAUGUAUCUAUGUGUGUUUUAUGGUUUGUGUUAAGUAGUUUGAUUGUAUGUCUAUGGAGGUGUGUUCAUGUCAAUAUCACGGUCUUCAUAUUUUAAGAGUAGUAACUACUGUAAUAUUUAUCCAGAUUUCUUUAUUACAAACAUAUUUACACAAAA